This is a messenger RNA of Colias croceus (clouded yellow), 1400 nucleotides long. RefSeq lists its product as uncharacterized. The record is from RefSeq and is a predicted model, not a curated record. Bases 99 to 968 code for a protein of 289 amino acids. NCBI's taxonomy places the organism in Eukaryota, Metazoa, Arthropoda, Insecta, Lepidoptera, Pieridae. The transcript has 7 exons.
CGCCGCUGAGAGUGGACGUCUCUUUAGUGCUUCAACUUUGUUACGUCAUUGUAAACGUAUCGAGUGAUUUUAGUGUUAUGGUGUUUCGAUGAUUUGAAAUGGUUCGACGUAAGGAAGCAAAGUAUGCUUUUACGCAUAUAUGCAUCUUAUUUAUGUCGUUGUUCGCUUGUUUUAACGGACUGCACGCAGUGAAAAUAGUUAAAGUGGUAGUGCCCGAAAUAAUUCAAUAUGGUGUGCAAGACGCGGUGAUAUUAGACUGUGAUUACACAUACGGUAACGACACAUCAGGUCUGAUGGUCAAAUGGUUCUUUAAGAACAAGGCUCGGCCUGUAUACCAAUGGAUUGCCAGCCAGAAGCCACAGGAUAUGGGCAUCUUACGGGGCCGAGUGGACCUCUCGUAUCGGGCUUCAAAUGAUCCUCUAAAGAUGCAUAGAGCGUUGAGGAUAGUGAAACCAAAUACAGAUAUAUCUGGGGACUACACGUGUGUGGUCUCUACCUUCAUGGAGGAGGAGUCUAGGACGAAACAAAUGAUUGUUUUCGUGCCAGAGACGAAUUUCCGUCUCAUACAAAACAAGACUGACGAUGACACCGUGAAUGUCAUCUGCGCGGCGGACGGUGCCUUCCCCGCGCCGAACCUCACGCUCGCGACGCCAGAGAGGCGUUUAGACGGCGUAGCUCACCGGUUAAAACUGGUGAACGGCAGAUACUCCGCCGUCGCUUCCGUGACGUUACUGGACGCAGACCUGCCUUCUCCUGCUGAGUUCAUCUGUACCUUGAGGAUACCGCAGGCGAAGUAUGCGGUUAGGAAAGAAGCUAUUUAUUAUCCAGGUCCCAUAAGUACAACGCCAGAAAUGCCAACCGCAGCUGACAUGCAGUUAGCGGCAGCCGUCGGUUCUAGAGGUUCGACCAUCUAUUCAGCUUUGUCGAUCAUAUUCAUGCCUGUCAUUGCACAGAUCUGUUUAUCAUAGACCAGACGCCGUUCAAGAGGUUUUUCGCAGCUGAGGUUUCGAUCUCUAGCCAUUUCCAAAGGCGGUGUCUAAAAUUAAAUGUAUUUAGAUAAUUCACAAACUUAUUGAUGUAUAAAUUUUCGUUACAAUAUAGUGGAAAUCGCAAUUUAUGUUUGUAAUAUACUUUUUAGGUGUAUUUAGUGUUUCUUUAUAGAUAAAUGUUUCACCAAAGGAAUUUAUUGUUUUAAAUGUUUAGUAGAUAUGACGAGGAUGUUCAAUUUAGAUAAUUAUUAGAAGCUGUUUAAAGGGUUCCAUAACAAAAUGUAUAAGUAGUAUUCAAAUGUUCAUGUUUAAGUGAAUUUUAUAAUAAACUAGCUUUCAACCCCCGGCUUCGCCCGCGCAGUCAAAUAAAAACCCGCAUAGUUCCCGUUCCUGUGGGAUUUCCGGGAUAAA